Molecule: messenger RNA, 4530 nt
Organism: Orycteropus afer afer
Lineage: Eukaryota; Metazoa; Chordata; Mammalia; Tubulidentata; Orycteropodidae
Gene: ADGRA2
Product: adhesion G protein-coupled receptor A2
Biological process (GO): central nervous system development; sprouting angiogenesis; cell surface receptor signaling pathway
Cellular component (GO): Wnt signalosome; plasma membrane
Molecular function (GO): protein binding; G protein-coupled receptor activity
Source: RefSeq, a predicted model, not a curated record
AUCUAUGGCACUGAGCAGCGGCAGCAGCGGCAGCAGGAGCCCGGCGCAAUCCGCUAGGUCCCAGCCCAGCGCUGAGGGAGCAGACGACGCGGAGGGGCCCAGCCCCCACCCGCCCGCGAAAGCCACGCUGAAACUCCGGCCGCGCGGACGGGGACCGCCCGGGCUGCGCUGACAGCUGCGCCCCUGGUCCUUGCCGCCCGGGCGCUCGCCUGACAUGCCCCCGGGGCGCGGCGGCGGGGACCCCAGGGCUUGCCUCCGCCCAGGGCCCCGUGCCCCGCGUUCGGGCUCCCCGGGUCCCCGCUGAGCAAGCGCCUGCACGCCCGGGUUCCUCCGGCCGGCGCGCAGCCCAGCCCAAACGCUGUCUGUACCCGCGGGGCGAUGGGCUGAUGGGCGCCGGGGGACGCAGGAUGCGGGGGGCGCCCGCGCGCCUGCUACUGUCGCUGCUGCCGUGGCUACUGCUCCUGGCGCCCGAGACCAGGGGCGCGCCGGGCUGUCCUGUCCCCAUCCUCAGCUGCAAAUGCUCGGGGGAGCGGCCCAAAGGGCUAAGCAGCGGCGCCCCCAACCCUGCACGCAGGAGGGUGGUGUGUGGCGGCGGGGACCUCCCGGAGCCUCCCGAGCCCAGCCUUCUGCCUAACGGCACCGUUACCCUGCUCUUGAGCAACAACAAGAUCACAGGGCUCCGGAAUGGAUCCUUCUUGGGACUCUCUCUGCUGGAGAAGUUGGACCUGAGGAACAAUGUCAUCAGCACAGUGGAGCCCGGUGCCUUCCUGGGUCUGGGAGAGCUGAAGCGCUUAGAUCUCUCCAACAACCGGAUUGGCUGUCUUACUUCCGAGACCUUCCAAGGCCUCCCCAAGCUUCUCCGACUAAACAUAUCUGGGAACAUCUUCUCCAAUCUCCAGCCUGGGGUCUUUGAUGAGUUGCCAGCCCUUAAGGUUGUGGACUUCGGCACUGAGUUCCUGACCUGCGAUUGCCACCUGCGUUGGCUGCUGUCCUGGGCCCGGAAUCACUCCCUGCAGUUGUCAGAGCGCACACUUUGCUCCUACCCCAGUAUGCUGCAUGCCCAGGCCCUGGGUGGCCUCCAGGAGGCCCAGCUCCGCUGUGAGGGGGCCCUGGAGCUGCACACGCACCACCUGAUCCCUUCCUUGCGCCAAGUGGUGUUCCAGGGGGACCGGCUGCCCUUCCAGUGCUCUUCCAGCUACCUGGGCAAUGACACCCGCAUCCACUGGUACCACAAUCGGGCCCCCGUGGAAGGUGAUGAGCAGGCAGGCGUCCUCCUAGGGGAGAGCCUCAUCCAUGACUGCACCUUCAUCACCAGUGAGCUGACCCUGUCUCACAUCGGCGUGUGGGCCUCAGGAGAAUGGGAGUGCUCCGUGUCCACAGUCCAGGGCAAUGCCAGCAAGAAGGUGGAGAUUGUGGUGCUGGAGACCUCUGCUUCCUACUGCCCUGCUGAGCGUGUUGCCAAUAACCGUGGGGACUUCAGGUGGCCUCGAACUCUGGCUGGCAUCACAGCCUACCAGUCCUGUCUGCAGUACCCCUUCACCUCAGUGCCUCUGAGUGGAGGUGCACCGGGCACUCGAGCCUCCCGCCGGUGCGACCGUGCUGGCCGCUGGGAGCCUGGGGACUACUCCCACUGCCUGUACACCAACGACAUCACCCGGGUGCUCUACACCUUCGUGCUGAUGCCCAUCAAUGCCUCCAAUGCACUAACCCUGGCCCACCAGCUACGAGUGUAUACAGCUGAGGCCGCCAGCUUUUCGGACAUGAUGGAUAUAGUCUAUGUGGCUCAAAUGAUCCAGAAAUUUUUGGGUUAUGUUGAUCAGAUCAAAGAGCUGGUGGAGGUGAUGGUGGAUAUGGCCAGUAACCUGAUGCUGGUGGAUGAACACCUGCUGUGGCUAGCCCAGCGUGAGGACAAGGCCUGCAGUGGCAUCGUGGGUGCCCUGGAACGCAUCGGGGGUGCUGCCCUCAGCCCCCAUGCCCAGCAUAUCUCUGUGAACUCGAGAAACGUGGCACUGGAGGCCUACCUCAUCAAGCCACACAGCUACGUGGGCCUGACCUGCACAGCUUUCCAAAGAAGGGAGGCAGGGAUAGCCACAGCACGGCAUGGCAGCCCCGGCCAGAAUCCCCCACCUGACCCUGAGCCCCAGGCUGACCAGCAGCUCCGCUUCCGCUGUACAACAGGGAGGCCCAAUGUCUCCCUGUCAUCCUUCCACAUCAAGAACAGCGUGGCCCUGGCCUCCAUCCAGCUGCCCCCCAGUCUGUUCUCAUCCCUUCCGGCUGCCCUGGCUCCCCCAGCCCCCCCAGACUGCACCCUGCAACUGCUCGUCUUCCGAAAUGGCCGCCUCUUCCGCAGCCACAGCAACACCUCCCGCCCUGGAACUGCUGGGCCUGGCAAGAGGCGCGGCGUGGCCACCCCUGUCAUCUUUGCAGGAACCAGUGGCUGUGGCGUGGGAAACCUGACGGAGCCAGUGGCUGUUUCGCUACGCCACUGGGCUGAAGGGGUGGAACCUGUGGCAGCUUCAUGGAGCCAGGAGGGGCCUGGGGGGCCUGGCGGCUGGAGCUCCGAGGGCUGCCAGCUCCGUUCCAGCCAGCCCAACGUCAGCUCCCUGCACUGCCAGCACUUGGGCAAUGUAGCUGUGCUCAUGGAGCUGAGUACUUUUCCUCGGGAAGUUGGGGGCUCAGGAGCAGGGCUGCAUCCUGUUGUGUACCCCUGCACAGCCCUGCUACUGCUCUGCCUCUUCUCUACCAUCAUCACCUAUAUCCUCAACCACAGCUCCAUCUACGUCUCCCGGAAAGGCUGGCACAUGCUGCUGAACCUCUGCUUCCAUAUGGCCAUGACCUCUGCUGUCUUUGCGGGGGGCAUUACACUCACCAACUAUCAGGUCGUCUGCCAGGCGGUGGGCAUCACUCUGCACUAUUCUUCAUUGUCUACACUGCUCUGGAUGGGUGUGAAGGCCCGAAUCCUCCACAAGGAGCUCACCUGGAGGGCGCCUCCUCCACAAGAAGGGGACUCUGCCCUGCCUGCUCCCCGUCCCAUGCUCCGGUUCUAUUUGAUCGCUGGAGGGAUCCCACUCAUUAUCUGUGGCAUCACCGCUGCUGUCAAUAUCCACAACUACCAGGACCACAGCCCGUACUGCUGGCUGGUGUGGCGUCCAAGCCUAGGAGCCUUCUACAUCCCUGUGGCUUUGAUUCUGCUGGUCACCUGGAUCUACUUCCUGUGCGCAGGGCUGCGCUUACGGGGUCCUCUGGCACAGAGCCCAAAGGGGCGAAACAGCAGGGUCUCCCUGGAACCAGGGGAGGAGCUGAGGGGUUCCACCAGGCUUAGGAGCAGUGGCCCCCUUCUGAGUGACUCAGGUUCCCUUCUAGGUGCUGGGAGCUCAGGGGUGAUAACGUCCGGGCCCCCGGAGAAUGGUGACGGCCUCUACUCUCCAGGAGUCCAGCUGGGGGCGCUGGUGACCACGCAUUUCCUAUACCUGGCCAUGUGGGCCUGCGGAGCUCUGGCGGUGUCCCAGCGCUGGCUUCCCCGUGUGGUAUGCAGUUGUCUGUACGGGGUGGCAGCCUCCGCCCUGGGCCUCUUUGUCUUCACUCACCACUGUGCCAGGCGCAGAGACGUUAGGGCCUCUUGGCGCACCUGCUGCCCUCCGGCCUCAGCCUCGGCUUCCCACGCCUCACCCCGGGCUCUGCCCACUGCUCAAGAGGACGGUUCCCCAGUGUUCGGGGAGGGUCCUGCCUCCCUCAAAUCCUCCCCGAGCGGGAGCAGCGGCCACGCGCCGCCCCUGGGCCCCUACAAGCUCACCAACCUGCAGCUGGCCCAGAAUCAGGUGUGCGAGGCAGGGGUGGCAGCCCGCGGGGAAGGGGAGCCGGAGCCCACCGGCUCCCGGGGAAGCCUUGCUCCACGCCAUCCGAACAACUUGCCCCAUGGUCGCCGAGUGCACAAGAGUCGGGCCAAGGGGCACCGCGCGGGGGAAGUGGUCAGCAAGAACAGGCUCAAGACCCUGCGCGGGGGCACGGCGGCUGGGGCCCCAGAGCUGUUGAGCAGCGAGAGCGGCAGCCUGCACAACAGCCCGUCGGACAGCUACCCCGGCAGCAGCCGCAAUAGCCCGGGAGCUGGCCGCCAGCACGAGGGCGAGCUCAUGCUCACGCCAUCGGAGGGCAGUGACACGAGCGCAGCGCCACUUCCCGAGGCAGGGCGGCCGGGCCAGCGCCGCAGCACAAGUCGCGACAAUCUCAAGGGCGGCGGGGGCGGGGCGCUGGAGAAGGAAAGCAAGCGUCGCUCAUACCCGCUCAACACCGCCAGUCUAAACGGCGCCCCUAAGGGGGGCAAGUACGACGACAUCAAUAUGACAGGCACGGAGGCGACCGGAGGCGGCUGCAUGAAGACGGGCCUCUGGAAGAGCGAGACCACGGUCUAGGAUGACACUUUAGAGCAAGAUGGCCCUGGGCUUCUUACCCCUCACCCCCACCCCGGCUCCUCCAGGGCCCGCCCUCAAAGACGUCUUUUGGUACGUCAACAGAGUUGAGAUAGAAGCGCCG